AUGGCCGACGACGGACGUCGACAUUUCCAGGACCACUGGGGCGUCCACUUUCCGCCUGGGCAGGUAUCUCGCUUUGAAUCACAGCUGGCCUCGCCCAUGCCACCUCCGCCUCUCCCGGUGCCGCUGACCCUCUCCGAAGCUCGACGAGCAGAGCUUGAUCCUUACUUGCCGGAAGAGCGUACAUCGUUCCUUAUGGAGGGGUCGUUGCCAGAAGGCCUAAUCCAAGAGCGCAGGGAGCUUCCUUUACGAGAACUCCUCCCUCACGUUACGCUCACCUACGCGCAGUCACUCGACAGCCAGAUAUCUCUGCAUCCGGGUGUGCGAACCACACUAUCCGGAGAUGAGACAAAGGCUAUGACACACUACCUACGAGCUCGACAUGAUGCCAUCCUGAUAGGCGUUGGCACCGCGAGGGCAGAUAAUCCUGGCCUCAACACGAGGUUCAGCUAUGAUGGACAACAAGUUGUCGGCCUGGCACAGCAGCCGAGGCCGAUUAUCUUAGAUCCAAGCAAGAGGUGGAGAGACGAUCUUUCUACGAAUUUGUUUGAGCGAGCAGUAAGCGGCCAAGGAAGGGCGCCAUGGUGGGUUAUAUCCCGGAACGAAGAGUUUCUCAUCCCUCAGACCCCCGAGGAACAGCUCGAAGACCAGGUGCGGAUGCGGAGGAUAGAAGCUAUCGGCGGGCAAUGCUUAGUCGCUGGAGAUUAUAAGAGUCCCGGAGAGGGUGUUGAUUGGGCUGCGAUUUUGAGAACCUUGGGCGAAAGUGGAAUUCGUAGCGUCAUGAUCGAAGGGGGAGCCACAGUUAUUAACGACCUUCUGAGGGCCACCAAUCAGGUCUUUAUCGAUGCCCUCAUUAUCACAAUUGCGCCGACAUAUUUAGGCAAUGGAGGGGUAGUCGUUACCCCGCUUAGAUCUGUGAGCAACCAGAAUGAAGCCAUCCUAACAGAUGUUAAAUGGUUACCUUACGGCCAAGAUGCAGUUAUGGCAUGGAAACGUCGACGAGAACCAGAGUCUGGUGCGAGGCGAAUCCGACAGAGCCAUGCCGUCCGGAAUGGAGACUCAAAACUACUUGAGGGGGACCUUAAUUUAGGGGCCACUGGAACAUCAAGUGGAUCAGAGGCCAUGGCGAGCGGCGCGCUGCAGGAAGAUUUGGGGCCACAUUAUUAUGUACCUGCGGCGCAAGCUCAAAGCGAACAUAUCUCCUCUCGAACUAUACCGUUUCCCUUGAUGUCCCCCCUCGCGAAUGAGAUAAUUCGUGCUCAAAAGCGCUCCGAGAGCUCUUCCGAUGAGCCCUUUGAUCCGAACGAUCCACCUGCUAUCAAAGCUUACCAUGUUCUCCUGAAUCUGCGGAAUAUGAUUGAUAACUCUAUGGCUAAAGUGACCGCUUCAUUUGAAGCCGGGGAAGAGCGUAACCUAGUGCAAGCCGCUAUUAUCAACGCCAAAUAUCAGAUGGAGUCCGUUGCUACUAGCCUAUGUGAUUGUCCCCUGGGACAAGACUGUUCGAUAGGAAUGGUCAGAAAAGCUCUCAAUCUUGCAAAAAUUCCGGUAAAUAAAACUUUGCGUCGUUCGCUGGAUAGAAUCAUUGCCGGCUGUGUCUUUGAUGAAUAA
Molecule: messenger RNA, 1605 nt
Organism: Venustampulla echinocandica
Lineage: Eukaryota; Fungi; Ascomycota; Leotiomycetes; Helotiales; Pleuroascaceae
Exons: 2
Coding region: 1-1605 (534 amino acids)
Biological process (GO): riboflavin biosynthetic process
Molecular function (GO): 5-amino-6-(5-phosphoribosylamino)uracil reductase activity
Source: RefSeq, a predicted model, not a curated record